CCCUCAACCAUUUCGGGGGCUUUUUCGAACAAGCAAUCGUGCUGCCUAACAUACUGCACAAUUCCUCAGAUACUUGUAGUCCCAGUGUCCUACUCUUUUCUCUCGUCAGGUCUUGAGCGGCCGUAUUUUUUGUUUGCGUCCGGCCUCAGCGGUUGUCCUUCGCCUGCGCCGUCACAGGAUGUCCGCCGAAAGCGGAGAUCCUCCAGAAGUAACACUGCACCUCAACGAUAUCGACGACUUGAACUCCCAAGGAGAUGUGCAGGUGGACCCGCUGACGGGAAAGCCGCUGCCAAACGUCCCCGUCCAAAAUCGUGUGUCAACGAUGAUGACGAUGAAAAUGGAGGUUAGAGAACACCCACCACAUGCCACCAGCACCGGCCAAUCUCCACAACCACCGCGUGCAGAACAACAGCAGAUACCUCCUCAUUCCCACCUACCCCACUCUCCCCCCAUGCGAACCUCCUCCACCCUCUCCGCCGUCUCCACGACCCCAGACGUCGACACCGAGCUUAGCACCCACUACGUCCUGAAAGCACUCCGCGACAAAACAGAAGUAACCGCAGACUUCCUACCACUCCUCGCAUCCGGAAAAGCCUGCCUCUUCUUGCCUCUCGCGGCGGCUCUCAGUAGCAUCAGCGAGAGUGGUCUUUCGGUCGUAUUUUUCGAACAUCAUGUGUUUGUCAACCGCCCGGAUUAUCCAAAUCAGCUCCUGUCGCUAGGUGGGAUUCGAGCGCUUAUGAAGGGGUCUAGGUUGAUCAUCAUUGGUGACAGGCCUACGGACGAGGAGUUGCGGCGCAAGACGGUGGGAGGAGGGAACGUGUCCGUUUCCGUGUGGGACACAUUCGAUGUAGAAGCAACGACAGUCGACGACUUUCCGUCCAUCGAGCUUUUAUCCGACAUUGGCGACGCAUACCCAUUAGACGACCAUACCUCCAUCAAAGUGAUCCUCAUGAAACGGCCCAUCCUCAACGACGACCUUCAAAAUCGAGGGUCAGGGAGCCAACGACGACGGAACCAGCAACACCCGCACCGACGACCGCCCCUCCAAUCAACGCCCUCCUACAACACCACCCUCCUCACCCUCCCCUCCCUCAGCUUCGACCUUACAACCGUACCCUCCAACAUCCUCAACACCCUUCCCAAUCUCCCGAAUCUCCCCAACCUCCCCAACCUCUUCACCACCAAACCCCCCACCUCGACUGUGUCACUCACAUCCAUCCCCCAUCUGUCCACCGAUCCCACCCACCACCUCCUCCUCCAAUCCUCCACCGACCCGCGUUUCGCCCGCGUCGUCGAGGAAAUCGACCGAUACCUCGCCAUCGACGUCAAACGCGCCAUAACGGCCACCACCCCGUUCUCGUCCGACCAACUAGCCGCCCAACACGCCGCAUUUUUGAACCGGAUGCGCGCACUGUGUAGCGCCUCGCUACCCACCCUCUUUUUCCCGACAUCCCCAACGGAUACAUCACCCACAGAAACCCUCGUCCGCGCCAUCGACACCUACACCCUCACCCUCGCCCACGCGCCCCUCUACGCCUCCGUCCUCGCCGAGGAACAAACCAACGAUCUGCGCUCACACCGCAAAAUGGCCUUCCUGGCCGUCAGCGGCUUCGGGCUGCCGCAUCUGGGUCUCCCCGACGACACCAUCGACCGCGCGGCGUUGCGAGUCACGAUACGCAGGGCGGGCGUCGAGCUCCUGACCGCCGAGCGGGCCGUGACCCCCCGCGAAAAGCUGGACGCCUUCGUGAGAGCCAUCCAGGUCGUAGCGGACCGGCUGACGGCGUGCUUCAAACCCCGGGAGGAGUCGACCCGCGGAGGCGGCGCGGAUAUGCUCCUCCCCCUCCUCAUCUACAUCGUCGUGAAAACCAACCCGCCGCGCCUGCCCAGCACGCUUAAAUACAUCCAGCGCUUCUGGUUCGCCCACAGGCCGCAGGGCCACUGGGGGUACUGUGUUACGACCAUGACGGCGGUGCACACGUUCUUGGACACAAUCGACGUAUCCUCCCUCGGGCUCGACUCGGAUUCAGAUUCAGAUUCACUGGCGGUGGAUGCGGCGACGGCGGCGUAUGUCGCGUCCUUGCUCCCCACCGGCAGCGGCGCCAGCGAGGAUGUGAUUGUGUUGUCGAGUGGUGUGUUGGCGAGGGGGGUGCGGGAUGAUGCGGAUGAUGGUGGGGGAGGGAAGACGGCGGUGCGUGGUGGUGAGCCGACGGUGGACGAGACGUUGAGUCAGAGGAUAUAUGGGCUGUGGCCAUUCAGACGGGAGACCCCGGGCUCGAGGGGAGCACCGGCCGCGGUCACCCAUACACCCGUGAGUUAAUGACGAACAGAAGUAAUGGAGAUUGAGCGAAAGCAAGUAGAUACAAUGACGGUGGGGAUAGCGCGGCUAGAUAGGGGCAGUCUAGCUAGGAUGGGUGGGUAA
Molecule: messenger RNA, 2419 nt
Organism: Fimicolochytrium jonesii
Lineage: Eukaryota; Fungi; Chytridiomycota; Chytridiomycetes; Spizellomycetales; Powellomycetaceae
Exons: 4
Coding region: 179-2317 (712 amino acids)
Biological process (GO): vesicle-mediated transport
Cellular component (GO): endocytic vesicle; cytosol
Molecular function (GO): small GTPase binding; guanyl-nucleotide exchange factor activity
Source: RefSeq, a predicted model, not a curated record